AUGCCCGGUUUUGAAGGUACUGGCCCAAGUUCAAGGGCUCUACCUAUGUUGAUGGGUCAGAGGAGCAUUGUGGGAUUUGUGGUCCUGAUCACAUGGUUAGUCCUGUUCUACCUGCUGGUGAAUGUAUGGCUCCUGUGUAUCUUCACCAGUCUUUUAGUGGUGCUGGGAGGCUGGCUGGGCUCUCGUGCUGCUCUGGAUGCUAACAGCCUGCUCCACUUGGAGCACUUCCUGCCAUUGGGCCAAGCACCUCUUCCACAUGCGUCCUUGGAGAGUGAGAGGAGGCUGGAUUGGGAAAUUCACUGCGCUGUGGAGAAGGCUGUAAGGGACUUUGUGUCAUCCUGGUAUCGCACCUUGGUGUCUGAGGAAGAGGGUGAAUUUCAGCAGGAGAUUAGGGAUGCCAUGCUGGCAGCAGCCGCAGAGCUGAAGCGGCGGGCAAGACAGGUGGACAGGCGAGUGCUGGCCCAGAGAAUGCUAGAGCUGUGUGGAUGCCAUCUACAGAGCUUCAGUGAGGGCAAAGGACUCCAGAAGGUGGUGCCAGCCACAUCUGUAAAGCCACAGCAGCAAGGACCCCGAAAGCAGGAGGGCCGAGAGGGUUCCAGGUCCACCUUGUGGAAGCUGUACAGCGAGGUUGGUGUGCCACACCCUGCCCUGGCCAGUUCUGCAGCUGAGCUCUGUUAUUCCAGGGCUGUGGUGGACCUGUUGUUGCAUGUCCUUGUUCCAUACCCACACUUGGAGACCCGCACUGGCCGCUACCUGGUUGGGGAACUCAUCACCUGCAAUGUUCUUCUGCCACUGGUGGCUCAAAUAUCCAAUCCAGACUGGCUCAACAAGACCAUUGUAGACGUUUUCACCAAAUCUGCAGGCCAGGACGCCGAAGGUAUAAUAGAGGAGCCACCAAGCCAUUGGGAUCGGGACUUCCACACACCACUUCCAUGGGAUCACUCUGAAACCUCCAGCAUGCAGACAGCAAGGUCUAACUCUACCCUACCCCUCCAAGAAUCUUCAGAGUCCAGCCUACAGACUCUUUGGUCUUCUGAGGAUUGCACAAAAGGAGGGCUCACCUCAGAAUCACCCUACCUAGAAAGAGCAGCCCCAAGCCCAACUGAACUUCUUAGUUCUCCAUGCAGGUCCAGCCGGCUGUACUACAACAUUGAUUAUGACAUAGAGUCACCUUUAUCGGAUAGCAAGAAGAUCUCCAAUGAAUCUCUGGAUCUGAAUGACUCUGAAGCCAACAAGGACGAAACCUUCUGUGACUGUAUCAAUCCUGCUGACUUCUGUGGUUUGGUGUGCCUGGAUGAUGACACACUGGCUGUUCUGGGGAAACGUAUUAGGCCAAAGGUUCUCAUAUCAGAGCCCUUGUCCCGUCCCGAGAGCCCCAUGGAAGAUCCUUCUGCUGGAAGUUUGCCUCAGGCUACAAACUCUAGCCCUUGUGGAACCUAUCUCAGCUCCUUUGGUUUGGAAAGUCUGGGCAGUCUGGAGGGACCAGUGGUUAUUAAGAACCUCAGGAUUACUGGUACAAUCACAGCUAAAGAGCAAAAAGGCAACAGUAGUCAUCCAUACACUCUCUAUACUGUGAAGUAUGAGACAGUAGUGGACACAGACAGCCUCAGCACCGAUCAGGCCAUUGGAUAUCAUACCGUGAACCGCCGCUACAGCGAGUUCCUCAACCUGCAGACCCGUCUAGAGGAGAGAUCUGACCUUAAGAAAGUGAUUAAAAAUAUCAAAGGCCCAAAGAAGCUCUUCCCAGACCUCUCGUUUGGAAAUCCGGACGCAGAAAAAGUGGAGGCCAGGAAAGGCCAGCUAGAAUCAUUCCUCAAAAAGUUGUGCAGUAUCCCCGAGGCAGCCAGGAGUGAGGAAGUACAAGAGUUUUUGGCCCUCAACACUGAUGCCAGUGCAGCUUUCGAGAAGAAACCAUGCGGCUCACGCAUAGACAAGAUGGUAGAGAACAUAGUGGACACGCUGAAGACUGCGUUUCCUCGUUCGGAACCGCAGAGCCCCACGGACGACGGAGAACCGGACGCGGACGGGUCACGACUAAGGUUUUCCAGUAUAAUAGCCUCCACCACGCUCAGCGUUCCAGACUUCCAGCCCAAAAUCACGUACUGCUUCAGUGAGGGAAGCACGGUCUUUAAAGGCCCUUUAGGGAUUGAGGGCUUUGUGCUGGAGCAGGAGAAGAGGAUAGAUGGAGAGCCCAGAAAGAGUAAUACAAGAGGUGAGGAGCAGGAAGAGAAGGAUGGAGACAGAGCAGCGGAAAAGAAAACAAGAGGAACAGACACAGCUCUGGCAGAUGUGGCGCUAAAUAUCCUGUGCUUACUGAUGAAGGACCAGUGGAGCUGGCUGUGUACAGAGAACAUCCAGAAGACCAUCCGGCUGCUCUUCGGCACUAUCAUAGAAAGGUGGCUGGAGGUUGGAAUAGCCCACCUGACCAGUGCUCCAUGCUGGGUGAUCUACCUGCGGGUCCUGCAGGAGGCCGUGUGGCCUGGUGGGGAUUUACCUGUGGGCCCACAGCCUGAGAGGAGCCCAGAACAAAGGGAGGAAACACGCCUGCAGUGCCUCGACUGCCUCAUGAAACUGUUUCCAGAGCUUAUUCCUGAUAUAUUAGGGUGUGAGAAGUAUAAGCUGAGUUGGGAGCAUGUGCUGGAGUCUCUGCAGGACCCCCAUAUCAACAGACACCUUGUAUACUGCAUCUUCGACCUGCUGCUGGAGUUCCUGGUUCCAGAAUCUUCUGAAGAAGCGUUCCAGAAGUCUCUUCUCCACAGUCUGUCUUGUGAUGUAGAAACAUCUGUGUCUGCCUGAGAGCACAUCUCUGUCUAGUUCUCUCUCUCUUUCUUUGAACACUCCUUUCUCCAGUACACAUGAAGUGUGAUUCCAUUGAGGAACCUUUUCAGGAACCAGAGACUUUUUUCGUGAACUUUUUACCAGAGCAUCCAGGCUGGUUUUAGUUCCUGGACCAUGGUGUGUUAGGAAACUUAUUAUUUCCUAAUCCAGAGCUGGUACGUUUCUGCAGAACA
Colossoma macropomum (tambaqui) is the source of this 3011-nucleotide messenger RNA. It is a transcript of the gene snx19a, whose product is annotated as sorting nexin 19a. NCBI's taxonomy places the organism in Eukaryota, Metazoa, Chordata, Actinopteri, Characiformes, Serrasalmidae. Gene Ontology annotation, cellular component: early endosome membrane; intracellular membrane-bounded organelle. The transcript has 11 exons. Bases 1 to 2796 code for a protein of 931 amino acids. The record is from RefSeq and is a predicted model, not a curated record. Gene Ontology annotation, molecular function: phosphatidylinositol binding.